This is a messenger RNA of Rhipicephalus sanguineus (brown dog tick), 1860 nucleotides long. Its product is annotated as solute carrier family 22 member 7. Bases 1 to 1860 code for a protein of 619 amino acids. Gene Ontology annotation, cellular component: membrane. NCBI's taxonomy places the organism in Eukaryota, Metazoa, Arthropoda, Arachnida, Ixodida, Ixodidae. The transcript has a single exon. The record is from RefSeq and is a predicted model, not a curated record. Gene Ontology annotation, biological process: transmembrane transport. Gene Ontology annotation, molecular function: transmembrane transporter activity.
AUGGAUCUUUUGCUUCUCUCUCGGCUUGCCGGCGUCGACCUACGGACGAGCGAGUCUUUCGACUGCGAGGAAUGCUUUGGCCAUGGCCCUUUCCAGAAGCGGAUGCAAUUCCUCAUCCUCCUGGGAACAUUCAUCCUUCACUGCCAAGCACUUGUGGUGCCCCUCAUCACCGGCGACGUCGACCACUGGUGCAAGCCGCCCGAUGGCAUGAACAUCUCUGCCGCCGAAUGGAAGCAUAUCGCCAUACCGAUAGAGACCGACGGAAGUUUCAGCCGCUGCCGAGUCUACGAACGCUGCAAGCCGCUCGCUAAACAUGACACAUUGGUAGACCACCAGGACAUCGGCGCUGAAGCACCCGCGGAGGAAUGGUGGCACAACCAAUGCUUCCGCGAUCAAGUCCAGGAUAUCAACACCACACGCGAUGCUCCUUGCGAAGCGUGGGACUACGACGUUCGUACGGCUGAGAACAGUGCAGUAAGCACUUGGAACAUGGUGUGUGACCGCCGGCUGAUGCGGGUCGUCCCCAUGGCCUUGCAGAGCUGCGGUAGCGUUGUUGCACUCGUCGUGGUCGGAGCGUUCGCCGACUACAUCGGUCGGAGAACGUUGCUGCUGGAGUCGGCCAUCGUGAUGCUUACCUGUACGAUAUGCACUUUCGUGGCAGCGGGAUACGCCUAUUACGCGAUGGCUCGUUUCCUAGCGGGGAGCAGCAUGGCCGUGAACGUGGUUUUCAGCUACAUCAUCCCGUUCGAGUCGAUGACGCACGCUCACAGGCCGCAGCAGGUCCUCCUCCUGGCCGUAAUAGGUGUGACUCUGUCCGAGGUAUGGACCGUCGUUAUCAAUCCAGUCGUCAUCGACUGGCGUCUGAAGCAGGUCAUCUACCUCGCCCCGGCAGCUCUGAUCCUUCCCGCGCUGCGCUUCGCGCAAGAGUCACCCCGAUGGCUUGUCGCGAGAGGAAGGCUGGACGCGGCCGAGGCAGUUAUGAUGCGGGCGGCAACCAUCAACAACUUUCCCCUUCCGGCAACGGCGUCCCUCGUGCAGAAGCUCAAGGAACACGUAGAGAACCGCGCUGUUUGUGAAAGCGUCGACAGAGAUGACUUGCUCGACGCUGGCUCCCUGAGGCGUCGAGCGCUGGCCCUGUUCGCCGUAUCUUUCUCAAUAUCGUUUGUGUUUAACGUCGUCGCCAUGUCCGUGCUACAGUACAAAGAAUUUUGGAUCCCUGCCUUCACGGUCGUCAUAACGCUGCUGGCAUACGUAUCGAUGCACUACCUCAUCACCGGCGUCACACUCGUCACUGUGCUUAGCGUUUGCUUCGUGCUCGUCGGCUGCAUGCAGUGUGCGCUGAGUAUCGCGGCCGCCGCCAGGCUGGCCAAGCUCACCAAGGCCUUGCUCGUGCUUUCUAAAGGUGUCUCGAACGUCUUGUUCAUCCACUGUUUGACGUACGUCAUGGAGCUUUUCCCAUCGGCACUUCGAGCUGGCGUCGGCUGCUGGACGUUCGCUUGCUGUGGCGUCGCAGCCAUCUGCGCUGUUUCGAUCCUCGCUCUGCAGGCUGCCGGAUACGAAGACGUGGUCUUUGCCAUGACGGCACUCCUCCCUUUCGCGUGCCUCCUCGUGAUCCGUGAUCUGCCGAAAACAACGGUGGUUGAGGAAGCCAAAAUCAUGGCCCGGGGUGCUACAGACUCCAACAGAAUAUGCGUGGAUUACAUGAAACGGACACUGGAAGGUAAAACGCUGCGCAAAGGGUCCCGAGCGCUGAGCACCGAAAGCAUCCGGUCAUCGAACAGGAGGAGACCAAAGAUCACUGGCAGCAGCAUCUCUGGAAGCUAUAAGUCAUGUCCUCGGACUCAUACCGGACUCGAUUGA